GUGUUGUUGAGGCUGGCGAGGUUACCCAGGCAUCUUGGCAUUCGUUUUUCGGGAGCUGGAGAGAGCUGACAAAACCCGAGCAUUGUCUGUGAAGAAAUAAUCACGCUGUCAAACCUUUGACUUUUUGAGCAAGUAAUGUAGAAGGUAAGUGUGGAUUUGCUGGUGCUUUCGAUAGUUGAUACUUUACCUUGUUUUUCUGCACAUAUCUUUCUUCCAUUGCGUUACGCAGUUUUCUAGAUUUCCGACUGAAAUUUAUACAUUACCAAUGCGCGACGGCAUGCUAGACAUGUUGUCUGGCUGUACAAAUUGGCUCGUCGUAAUACUUGCCGAACGGUUGGUUUUUGUUUGGCAAAUUUUCUCAACUAGUAUUUGCGUUUGUUUUUUAUUCGCGUUCCUCUACCUUAAAAAAAACGUUGUCCGUCUCCGUCCCUAAAAAAAACCACUUUGCGUUCGAAUAGCCAGUAAGUUAUAAUGUCUGAAAGCGCGUCUGAGUCUAAUUUUAAACCCUCGAUUGGUCUUCACGAGAAAUUUUCACAUCAACGAAAAAAACUCUUGCAAGAACAUACAAACCUUGAGUAUAAUCGUUUCGUGAAGAGAACAUUCCAUUUUUUAUACGUUAGUCACUUUGUUUUUCAAAAUAGAACGUAAACAUAAAUAUACAUUCAAAGAAAGAACCACUCUGAAUUCGAAAUUGCUGCGAAUCUCUCAAUUUAAGAAAAAGUUUUCUUAUUUUACGUGAAAAAUUUAAAACAAAUCAUAGGAUAGGAACUCUUUUUCCUGUAAUUAAAACAGGUAGUUUCAAUUUGUGAGAACAAAAUCGUAUUUCAUAAUUUGUUUGAAAUUUUUUUCUUAAAAUAAGAAAUCUCGAAUUUAGAGUGAACCACAACAAUGAACGCGUGAUUGUAGAAUUGCAAAUUACUUUGGUACUUAAUUUUUUUUGUCAGUUUAAGUCGUAACGGUUAGAAUGUUUAUUUUUCCGUUCAGUUUCACGAGUGGGAUUUAAACAAAGCCUUUUUACUCUUAUUGCUAGGCUCCAGCAACCUUAAAUAAGAGUGCUGAGAAAAAAUAAAAACUGUAGACGAAUUUGAACUGUAUCUUAUUCCAAGGAUUGUCAGGCUUGAUUCCUAAAGGUUACAACACUCCAAAGGGUCCAACUUCUCAAGGAUUACACGGGGUUCCAUAGAUUCAAUUCGCUAAAGGUUCAAAGAUCAUCAAGAUGUCUACAAGAACACAACACGUUUUUACAGAUCUCCCAGGAGGCCUAGCACUCCUAAACGUUUACAUAAUCAUGCACACUACCCCCCUCCCCCCCUGUGGACCAUGAAGAAUGGUCCACCUUCUAUACCUAGAAUCAAAUAUCAAAGAGAAUAAAAAAAAAUAAUGAUAACUCAGUGGAUAUAGUCUCUCUCUCAAAAAAACUGUUUAAUGUUCAGAAUACAUAACAAACUUAAUGGUCGUCUUGUAAUUCAGCAAUCCACUGUCUUCUUUUUUGCUCUCCCUUGACUGCAGCUCUACGCCGCUCUCGAUUUCAUCUCGCUCGACCUUGCGUUGGCUGUUCUGGUGAUUCAGGUACUUGCUCCUGAGAAGCUGCUUCAUUUGUAGAACAGCUUACUUCCAGUGGGUACAACAAUAAUCGAAGCGGUCUCCUUAAGAGUCCACUUCUACUUGAUCCACUCCCUUGGACUCUGACCUCAGCACCUCUACUCUCCCCAUCCUUGCUCAUCAGAAGCCGUUCCACCUUGCCCAUCUUCCAAUAGGAUCUUGGGUGGGUUUUGUCAUGAAACAAUACCAGAUCUCCGACAAACACUACCCUUGAUACCGCUUUCUUCUUCAAUUGGUUAUGGGCAUUUCGUAAUUCAAGAAGGUAUUCUCCUCUCCAACGCUUCCAAAAAUGAGUCAGAAUCAUAUCAAGGUGUUUUGCUCUUCUGUUCAGGUCAUCCGGUAAAAUUCUAAAAUCUGCAUCAGCAGGACUAUUUCAGGAAGGGUGCUGAGUCUUCGACCAACAAUGAGGUGGGAGGGUGUGAGGGGUUCUUCCAGGUCCUCAGAAGAGACAUAUGAAAUGGGUUGGCAAUUUAAGAUCAUUUCACCUUCUGUAACAACAGUUACCAGUUCAUCAUAGGAAAGUUUGGCUCGGCCGAUUGUCUUCUUAAGAUAUCUCUUCAGUGACUUGACAAGUCGUUCGUAAAAACCUUCCCACCAUGGGGUUUCUCUAAGUUGUAGGACCAUUAUUUUGAUCUUCUCUUGGGCAAAGUACUUAACAACACUGGGAUCAUAAGUAAUCUUCUCAAGCUCCUUAGAAGCACUCUUGAAGGUUUUGGCAUUGUCUGAUACCACUAAAGAAGGCCUUGAAUGAUGAGCUACAAAUCUUCUAAAGCACCUCAGAAAUGCCUCUGUAGUCAUAUUGGGCACAACCUCAAAGUGGACCGCCCUCGUAGAAGAACAAGUAAACAAACAAAUCCAGACCUUACUUUCUUCCUCACUGGUAGACUUCACAAAAAGGUGUCCAACAUAAUCCAAACCAAUGUCACAAAUGCAGGUGCCUCUCACUCUAUAGCUAGGCAGGGGUGGAGCUCGUGGAACCUUAUACGGUUUCCCUUCAAACUUCUUUCAUACUGUGUAUCUAAACAACAAACAAGGAUUCCAGCAUUCUUCAGGUACAAGCUUUCUUAUCUCGUCAACACGGUAUUGCAUAUAUUGCUGGCAGAAGUAUUCAACCAGACAGACAAGCAGUAAUACAACUUACUAAACACAAGAGAAUUAAUUAUUGUAACAAGUAUGUCUUUUCUAAAUAUAUGUUUAACUCGGCUAAUUUGCCCUAGGGCAGACAUACAAGAUGAUGCUGUGUUAAUUAUGUGGUCGUUGAAUGAGAGUUUACUAUCAAACACUACACUGAGGCUAUGAACUGAGGCUUCAAAACUAUCCCAGAAAGAAAUCCACUUACUGUGAUCUCCAUCGCACUUCUUUUACUCCAGCUUUGGCAACUGAACUUGAAUAUUUCUCCGCACAGAUGAAGAGAAAUUCGAUGUUGAAGCUGAAGGUGGCGAAGAAUUUCUCCUGAUGUGAACGCCACUUGCUGAUGUGCUUUCCGACACGUUCGCUUCGGUAUUUACAUCUGAACACACGACCUUUAAUGACAGGGCAUUUUCUAUGCUAGCAAUAGCCAACUGAACAUUUUACUUCAGCAAAUCUGCUCGUUCAAUUUCACCUUUGAUUUCUUCCUCGGCCACAAGGUCAAGAAUUUCUGCAUCAAGUUGUCAAAGAGUAUUGAGUUUCUGCUGUAGGCUGUCUCUUUGUUGUUUCAGCUUGAUUUUGUGUUCCCACACUUGAGAAAUGUCUCCUACUCCAAGGACAUCAAUAACAGAUAAAAUAAUACAUUUCGCACUUGACCUGCGUCCUGCAUGCUGUCGUCACUUUGCAGCGAGUUCUUCGGCCAUAACACAACACAACUUCACUCACAUCAGGUACGUAGAAUCCGCUUUUAUCCGGCUAACGAUGGACCAUGAAGACGAAUUUGAACUGUAUUUUACUCCAAGGAUUGUCAGGCUCAAUUCCUAAAGGUUACAACACUCCGAAGGGUCCAACUUCUCAAGGAUUACACAGGAUUCCAUAGAUUCAAUUCACUUAAGGUUCACAGAUCAUCAAGAUGGCUACAAGAACACAACACGUUUUUACGGAUCUCUAAGGAGGCCUAGCGCUCCUAAACUCUUACAUCAUCGUGCACAAAAACUUCUUAACCCUCACAAUGCUGAUGAAAAAAGCCCAAUGGUUUCUUCAAUGGGGAAGUAAGAGGAAUCAGAAGUUAUUCAUUUAUAAAGGAAUUUUAUGCGCAUGGCCCCUGAUGGAUAAAAGACUGCUUACUCUCUCUCUACCUCACACCAUUUCACAGACAGUUAAUAACUUUGUAUGAUGAAUUUUUCUGCUCUCUAAAUAAUAAUAAAUAAUGGUAAUAGGACUGAUUGGAGUCCAAUUCCCCUGUAAUCGUACAAGUGAUAAACAAAAUCGGACGACCGCACAGUCUGUUUGAGCCUCCUUUACUCCUUCAAUUUGGAAUCUAUAGCACUGAGCAAUCACUUUGCGACAUUUCGGAAGGCUAAGUUGAUCUCUAUUUCUAGUGUUGUACUCGUACAUUUUUUAGCACUGUGUGAGCUUUGAACAUCAAUAGUUAGGUGUCAGACUAUUCAGACAUUUAUAAAUCAUGGUAGUGUCCGGCAAGCGCAACAGUUCUUUUAUAGUAAGCCAGCCCAGUUCCUACAGUAUUGGGGAAAUAUGAUUGUACUUCCUGGUGCCAGUCAAUAUGCGCGCAGCAAAAUUUUGCAUCAGUUGUCCCUUCUUAAUAUUUUGUUUGAAUGUAUCAAACCAUACGGGGGAACAGUAAAAUAAUGUACUAAAUGUAGGAGAAUUUAGCAUUAUGUUUAGAACAAGUGUCUAACCCUACUUAUUUGACACAAACUAGAAAGUUAAGAGGACGCUAAGGUGAAAAUGAUUUGCACAGCAAGUUAGAGAUCCUAGGAAAUCUGUUCCAAACAUGAGUGGAUAUCCUGUGCAGAACUUAAGAGAUAUAUUUUUGUGUCAUCCACGUACAAUUCUUAUACUAAAUUUAGUUCCUGCAGGAAGAUCGUUCAUAUUUAAGCUAAAAGGCUUGGGGCUCAGGAUCGAGCUUUGAGGUACCCCAUGAGUUACCAUAAGGAGCUCCGACAAAGAAGUUCCCACUUGGGUGCAUUGUUCUCUAUUCGUGAGAUAACUAUGGAACCACUGUAAAGCUUUGUUCGAGGUGCCAAGCUGGUAUAGUUUGCUAAGUAGGGUCAAAUUACAUAGACUAUCGAAGGCCUUCCUUAAGUCAAUCAGUACCAUAGCUGUGAUUUGGCCCUGAAAAUAUGGUCGGUUACAUAUACAAGCAGGCUUAGAGUUUCAGUUGAGUACAGCUUCCGAUUUCCACUCUGAUGGCUAGUGAGGCGAUUUUUCUGCACCAAGUAGUAAUAGGCACAAGAAAGAAUGGGGUGCAUGAGGGAGUCUCCGUUCUUUUUGCAUAAUACUUCCAAGCAAGGACUACGAAAAAGCUAUGUUUUGUAGUUAUCACAGACAAUUUUUGCAAGGUAAAUCUGAUUUUUGGGAGCCAAAGCAACAACAGUUUUCGUCUUGAGGGAUAAAAACAUGAAACAAGUGAGGAGGUGCAUUUUAUCAGUUGUCUCAGAUACAUGUAUGCAAAAAUGCAAUAUACCAAUUAAAUUGUAAAAGAAACAUGCAGUGUUUUAAUUUCUGGUUGGUUGGUGUACAGUGGCUUAUAAAUUGUAGCUAUAGUUGCUUACGAUACAAAUGUUUUAACCAAAUCAGAUGCAAAAUAACCUUCUGGCUGAAACUCUUUCGAAAAAAUCCAAAUUCCCAAAAGGAAAUGUUUACCACAACUUCCUACUGAAGAAGUGUUCUUAAUAAGAUACUUUUUAAUAUUUCCUUACAGGAUGGAUUUUAUGGAAUGUAGCUUGGGAACUUGCACUUGUGAACAUCGGCCAGUCAAUCUUCACAGUAUCUCACAUAAUUUUCCAUCAGCUGCUAAUAAAAGCCGUGAAUUUAUGCAGAAUUCUCCAGCUUCUUAUAAUAAGAAGGAACACCAUCAUGGCCCUGUACCAAAGAGAACAAGAAUUGAAGGUACAGCUGUAAAUAAGGAAUAAAUAAAUGAUGAUUUAAAGGUAGCACAUCCACUUACUGGUUCUUUCACAAUCUGAUUCCUGGUCAAAUUGGAAUUUGGAAAUGUUGGUUUAUAAGGGAGGAGGAGGGAACCAGAGUACCUGGUGAAAAACCUCUUGGAGCAAAGGAAAGAAUCAACAUCAAACUCAACCCACAUAUGGUUGACACCAGAAUUUGAAGCCAGACCACAAUGGUGCGAGGCGAGUACUCUCACCACUGCUCCACCCUUGCUCCCCUAGGCUUUAUAUAACUGCAAUUUUAUUAAAUGCAAGUAUAAGUUUCACCAUUGUUUGGUCAUUUUUAUGAGGGUUUGAACAAUUACUGAUAUUUGGCAUGUGGCAUUAAUUUUUAAAUUUGACCGAGUCCAUGGCGAUUAACGAGUCAAACUGUUUAGAGAAGGUAAACAAAUUUAAUUUAAAUACCGUGUUCAACUCGUUUAAGUUGCUUAGAAAUUCGACAAAAAUGGUCUACUGAGAAUAAACUGCUAACAGUGCUAAAGAAUUUCGCUCAAAAUGUGCUUAAAUGGCAUUAUUUUGAUCAAGUUUACUCACGUUUUACACGCGACGGCAAAAUGGCCUUCUUCACGUCACAGACAAGGCCGCUACGCCGGGAAACUUCGCAACGACGGCAGCCGGAAGUCUUUCUAGCAGUAAUUUCACUUCCCCUCGCCGUCACAGACGUCUGCCGUCGUCGGAUCUUAAGCAGGCUAAUAAGCCCCUUUAUGUAUAAGCCCCUCCAAAUAUAAGCCCCCCAAACCGGUAAUGCAAAAAACCCUCUGUUAAAUCACCCUUCCAAAUACAAGCCCCGCUAGGGCUUGUCCUUGGAAAAUUGCCCUCAGAUACAAAGUAAAACAAAGCAAAAACGAUAAAUUACUUCCAACUAUAAGGCUAGCCCAAUCGAAAAGGGCCUUUCAAAAAUAUAAGCCCCGGGGCUUAUUUUCGGAAUUUUACGGUAACUAGUUAAGUCAAAGACAUUUUGUUUCAUGAAAAUGACAUCACUUAUCAAGGUCUCACAUUAACAACUAAACUCAAGAUAAAAAUUAAAAUGUGGCUUUAACAAAGCUUCGAAGUGAUUGAGCAUGACCUAAUAGAUGUAGAUAACCUUCUUGAGGGAAACAUUUCCAUUAAAUGGGCAAAACCUAACAGCUGAUUAACGGAUUGUUAAUGGCUUUUCAAAGUGUUGCAACAGUUUGACAAAAGCUUUCAUUGGCUAAGCAAAAUGUUGGUAAGCAUUUGAACUAAUUGUUUAGAUUUUCAACAUUUUGUCGCUGGAUGCCAUUUUUUGUAUUACAAAAAAAGGAGGAAAACGGAAUUUCAUUGAAUAAGGAUACCAGGAGCUGCUGACAACGGUAGGGACUUUAAGAUUCAAUGACGCAAUGGCAACAACAAUAUCUAAAAGAACAAUAGGUUUAAUAAGCAAAAUAACAACUUUGCGUGUGCAUCAUGCUUUUUUGUACAUUUCUUUACCAUUUUUACCCGACUAUGACAUGAAAAUGAGUUAUUUUGUGUUUUAUAGAGAAUGUACACAAACAACAAUGAAAUUUUGUUUCUCUUUCUGAACUUGAAUAUUUGCUCUUGGAAUUCAAAUUCAGGUUAUUUGCGUACAUUUGACAAAGUAAGUAAGUAGGAAUAAUCAUGAUAAACACUGAAAGAAUGCAAAUUCACUUUUUAAGUGACGUUCUCGUUGCUGUCGCUUCGUUGGAUCUUUAAGAACCUACUAUCAAAAGAAGAAGUGCCUUGCUACCAGCUUUACCAAAAUGUAUGAUGAUGAUGACUAUACAAGUUUACUCUGUGAGCAAGGCAUGCUGUUGUGAUGUUUCAUUUUUAGCAGCCUCAUUGGAGUUUUUUACUUUGGUAUCACUUUAUUUCUGACAACUGCUUGUUAUUUCCAGUGGCUGCAGGCACAAGAGGUGGUACCUUUGACUGCAGAAUGUGCGAAAGGGUGUUCAAAACAGAAGAAGACCUGGAAAAACAUCUCCUUAAUCAUGCUGAGCAUCGGCCAUACAAAUGCCCACAGUGCAACAAAGGCUUUAAACAACCUUGCCAUUUAAACCAGCAUCUGCGCACCCAUACUGAUGAACGGCCAUUCCCUUGCGAAGUCUGUCGCAAAUGCUUCAAGCAAGCAUGCCAGCUGAAGCAACACAUGAGACUUCACACAGGAGAGAAACCCUAUCACUGUUCUCAAUGCAGCCGCUCCUUCAAACAGGCCAGCCAAUUAAACCAACAUGUACGUCUCCAUACAGGUGAGAAGCCGUACAAGUGUAGCCACUGUGACAAAACCUUCACUCAGGCCAGCCAGCUUCGGUCGCAUAAGAAAACACAUGAUCCAAAGCCAGACAGGAAAGCAAGCAUUUCAAGAAAACCAAGGUCCACACCCCGAGAAGCUGUAGUUAUGCCCCCUUUCACAGCCAAGCCAGCUGCUCACUCAAUGCCAUAUCAACCAAGUCAGCCAAGCUUUAAUCCUGGCUUGAAAAUGGAGCCAAGUUUUGGUUUCAAAAGCACAUCUCCCUUUGGCGCUAACAGCAGUAUACAGGUAUGUCACCUGCGAGAGCUCCCUGUAACUCCUUUGCCACCUAACUACUCAGUUGAUUAG
This is a messenger RNA of Porites evermanni, 8274 nucleotides long. Lineage: Eukaryota; Metazoa; Cnidaria; Anthozoa; Scleractinia; Poritidae. The record is from the annotation of a GenBank genome assembly.